Acanthosepion pharaonis is the source of this 561-nucleotide messenger RNA. NCBI's taxonomy places the organism in Eukaryota, Metazoa, Mollusca, Cephalopoda, Sepiida, Sepiidae. The record is from the annotation of a GenBank genome assembly.
AUGUGGCUUAGGGACGUCGUUUAUCACAUAAAUAAUGUGCAGAAUGGCAUUUUUCUUCUUUUUUUUUUAAACGUCGGUCACCGUAAUGUACGUAGUUGUUUUUUUCUUUUUUUAUACACGUCUGGAUUUCUCUCACUUUCUUUCAAUCUCUCUCCUCUCUCUCCCCUCCUCUCUCUCUCUCUCGCUCGCUCACUCUCUCAAUAUAAUUCCCUACUAAAUACUAAAUCUAUCUAUCUAUCUAUCUAUCUAUCUAUCUAUCUAUCUAUCUUCGAGAGUUCAUUCAUGUCCAUCUAUCUAUCUAUGACAGCCUAUUCAUAUCUAUCUAUCUAUCUAUCUAUCUAUCUAUCUAUCUAUCUUCGACAGUUCAUUCAUAUCUAUCUAUCUAUCGAUCUCAUUCUAUUCGUAUUUACAUACCCAUCUAUCUCAAUCUCUUCGUAUCUAUCUAUCUAUCUAUCUAUCUAUCUAUCUAUCUAUCUAUCUAUCUUUAUAUCCCUCGACAAUGGAAUCGCUGAGCUGCGAACGUUGCCUCUCUUUGACGAAACGCUGCUCACUUUCAACUGA